UGACCUCAUUCCCAAGCUCAACUCCAACUUGCAUCUCUACCAACCUCAUUCGUCCCAGACACCACUGAUUCUCUUGUCCCUAUAGAGUACAGUCACAUACCGGCAACAUGUCGCACGUCCACGCCAUGUCGGACGACCAGGUGUCGAACGAGUUGAAGAAGAUGACUGCCUUUAUCCGGCAGGAAGCCAUCGAGAAAGCCAACGAAAUACAUAUCAAGGCCGACGAAGAGUUCGCGAUCGAGAAGUCCAAGCUGGUGCGCCAAGAGACGGCCGCGAUCGAUUCCGAGUACGAGAAGAAAUUCAAGCAGGCCAGCAUGUCCCAGCAAAUCACCAGAUCUACCGUUGCAAACAAGUCGCGAAUAAGGAUCCUAUCUGCACGCCAGGAGUUGCUCGACAAGCUGUUUGAUGAGGCAAGCAAGAAGUUGAAGGGUGUGUCCAAGGACAAGAAGAAAUACCAGGACAUCUUGAAGAACUUGAUACUGGAAGGCACAUAUGCGCUGAAUGAAGAGAACAUACAAGUAAAGGCACGAAAGGCGGAUUACGAUACCGUGAGGAAGGCAAUCGAGGAGGCACAGGCAGAGUACAAGAGCAAAGUGGGAAAGGACGUGUCUAUAUCGAUCGAUGAGAGCGAUCCUUUACCCGAUGGCUCCGCUGGUGGUGUAGUUGUAGUCGGUACCGGAGGAAAGAUUGACAUAAACAACACUUUCGAAGAGCGUUUGAGACUCCUCGAGACAGAUGCUCUGCCCUCGAUCAGGGUGUUACUAUUUGGGGACAACAAGAAUCGCAAAUUCCAUGAUUGAGCGGCCUGGAUUUUAGGGAAGGUACCACGUCCAUGAAGCGGCAUGCCUACAACAUAGGGCAGUAGUGUGCGUAAGGAUACGGUGAUUAUCAAGCGACCUUAUCCGAUAGAUUGCGAUCGAAGCCACGUCUACUUCGGAGAUCAAUCAUGGGAGCGUGUAGCAUACUUGACACACUUAGCGAAUGAAGCGCCGGCAGCCUGCAUCUUCAGAUAUUUCAUUCCACAUUUAAAGGUAGUUUCUUUGGAUGCGUUCACAUUGAGAUGUCUCCAGCUCAUAGUAGUACCAUUUUCUAGGCUUAUACACCUAGGUAGAGAGGUAGACUGCUAGCAAUCCACUUGCGCGCGCGCUAGUCCGAAUGCGGUCAUACUUACCUGUACCAGAGGAGUGGGUGGUUAUUAUCAACCCGCAAACAAUCCAGAC
Westerdykella ornata is the source of this 1220-nucleotide messenger RNA. RefSeq names its product ATPase, V1/A1 complex, subunit E. Gene Ontology annotation, cellular component: proton-transporting two-sector ATPase complex, catalytic domain. The transcript has 3 exons. The record is from RefSeq and is a predicted model, not a curated record. Gene Ontology annotation, biological process: proton transmembrane transport. Gene Ontology annotation, molecular function: proton-transporting ATPase activity, rotational mechanism. NCBI's taxonomy places the organism in Eukaryota, Fungi, Ascomycota, Dothideomycetes, Pleosporales, Sporormiaceae. Bases 108 to 800 code for a protein of 230 amino acids.